UCCUACAGCUGCCCCUUAAGACACCAAGCCGCAGCUGCGCUGAUCACUGAUCCAAGGUGAACCCUCACACACACACAUACACACACGCACGCACACACACGCACGCACCCACACACACACCGGAUCUUUUGCUGGAAAUCGGAGCACACUGUCGGAGACGCAAUGUUGGUCAAACUGGCCGUGGCGCUGCUGGUUUUGUCAGUGCUGGAGCAAGUGGUGGGAUCGGAUAAUAUUGAUGUCCAUGACAGCCUCCCGGAGAAGCCUGCGAGUCAGAAAGGACGCCUCUCCCUGCAGAACACAGCUGAGAUCCAGCACUGCCUGGUGAGUGCAGGGGAUGUCGGCUGUGGUGUGUUUGAGUGCUUUGAGAAUAACUCCUGCGAGAUACGAGGGCUACAGGAAAUCUGCAUGACGUUCCUGCACAACGCUGGCAAAUUUGACUCUCAGGGGAAGUCUUUCAUCAAGGAUGCUCUGAAGUGUAUGGCACAUGGGCUACGGCACAAGUUCAGCUGUAUCAGCAGGAAGUGUGUGUCCAUUAAAGAGAUGGUGUUCCAGCUCCAGAGAGAGUGUUACAUCAAACACAACCUGUGCUCCGCUGCCAAGGAGAAUGUGGCCGUCAUGGUGGAGAUGAUCCAUUUCCAGGAUCUCUUCCCUAAAGGUCCAUAUGUGGAGCUGGUGAAUAUUCUCCUGAGCUGCGGAGAGGAGGUGAAGGACGCGUUGACACGGAGCGUCCGGCUACAGUGUGAGCAGAACUGGGGGGCUCUGUGUGACAGCCUGAGCCUCUGCUCCUCCCUCGCCCCGUCUCCCGCCGGCUCCCCCGUGGAACACCACCGCCGCCCCUCGACCUCCCACCCUGAGCCGGAGCACCCUCGCCCCCCGCGGCAAGGCGAAAAGGACAAACCGGCCAAGGCGGGCUUCAACGCUCACCCACGCAAUCGCAGUCAGGGACCCCGUCGCCAGAGUCCAGAGGCCGGAGUCGUGGCUGAGCAGGAAGACCCCGAGGCCACCGACAUCCGGAGGUGAAAGCGCAGGAGACUGUCCUGACCUUUGACCCCCCCCCCCUUCUCCCACCCUACAACGUUUAGAAACCACACUUGCAGACUUAUGCACACCUCCACAUGACAACACACACCCUUCUCCACAAACAAACAUACACACACACACACACACACACACACAAAUUCCCAGACAGACUGAGCAGAAGGAAACAAGCCCCGACCUUUCCUGUCCUUAUUCCGCCCUCUCCAGUCAUUCCAGCAGUCCCACAUGGUAAACUUGCAGGGUAAUUGUGGUGUAGCUUGUACUGUUAUGCCAGACUGUAGGCCACGAUUUUUUAAAACUAAAUAAUAAUUGUUAUUAUCAUGAUUAUUUCAACUGUUAGGACUAUUUUGGCUCUAAUAUAGCAUUUCUCAAAUCAUACUUACUGUAAGAUUUGAUUAUAUUUGUAUUAUUUAUUUUAUUCUGUAUGCAAUGUUGAAGUAUCAAAAUGUACAUAGAAAUAUACUUAUCUAUAUUUAUAUAAACAUGUAUAAAUAUAGUUACAAUAUGCAAUACUGAUAUACUAUAGAUGACAUAGUAUAUGGUGUGCUGUCUGUUGUUCUCUUCACAGUAUUGCACCCAUCACACAUCGGUCUGUAGAUAUGUAACAUACACCAUUUGUUGUUUCAAAGUGGGAAUGUGUAUUAUAAUUAUAGAUACUUGAUGAUUAAAUACAAAUUGUACAGGUUUCAAGUCCAGUUCUGGCACAUAUGAAUUGUAGUGCAUGAUGGCCACAAAGCCAACAAACUUGUGCAUUCUUAAAGUGAAAGUCCACUCUAAAGAGGAUGCAGAUGUAAUACUAUGAAUAUGGACAGUUAUUUCACACUUGUAUGUAUUGCGAGGUCUCUCACAAAGCUAGAAAUAAGAGAGCCAAGACUGAUCUCUGAUGUCAUCGAGCACCGCAGCAAGGAACGGGAGACUAACCCGGACUCUUUUCGCUAAAGUAUUAGUGAUGCAAAAAGUCUAACGUCACUCUCAUUCAUUGUUAAUCAAGCUUCAGAAGCGGUGUCUUGGUGACAUUAGAGAUUAAUAUCAUGUUUAUAGCUUCAGGAGACGUUAUUGUUCUUGUUCACCAAUAAGAAUCAAACUGUCAAAUGUUAUACAUUCUCUUUGAGUUGGUUUCCCAUCUAACUGUCAGCUACUAUCGGUGGUGAACUGCAAAGAAGUGAGCGAGGAUGUUCGAUCGAGUCCUUUCACAAUGUAAAAUCACACACAUCAAGGUGCCUAAACUUGUUAUUGUCCACAGUGACCGCUUCUCUGUGAUUUAAGUGAAUGGACGAUACUGUGUCGUGGGGGGAGAUUUAAUGUCGAGCUAUUUUAUGAUGAUGUUGAGCCACAGAAGUCUUAGAUUUUGCACUUUGGAUGAUUGUCAGUUUGUGUUGGACCGCUGCGGGUUAAAGGGACAGUUAACCCAAAAAUCCAAAACACUUUUUUUCCCUCUGUCCCAGAAACAAGACCAGAUUACCAGAGCAGCCAACCUCUAAUCAGACUUUAAUAUAUAGGAUAUUUCAUUUGAGCAAGCCUUGUAUCCCCACAUGCUCCUUAGGACCAGAUUGAGCUCUGUCUUCAGAAGAUCAAUGUUGCCCUUUUGUGGUGUCCCAGUGGACAGGAACGAGCCUUGACAGAAAGCCUCCAGAUCUCUGGCCCCUCUAAAUUAGCCCUUAUUCCUCUCUGGUCCCUUACCUAGGUCAGGAGAGACAUGAAGGCCUGUUAUUCUACCCGUUAGAGCCGCAGGCAACGCAGCGAGGAACCAGGAACUGGGUUAAGUCCACACACGGGGGCUCUGGCGCUGUUAUUCUAAAUGUUAUAUUUACCAAGGCCACCAGAGAAUUCCUCUGGGCCACAGCCAAGAGCCAGCAACACAGAGAGGCAGAGAGGAGUGGAGCAAGGAGAGAGACAACUUCGUUUUUCUCUUUAAUGUGAUGAUUCACUCCAUCUUUACUUCUCUUCUUCAUCUUCACCUUCUUUCCCUCCUUUAGGUCACAGACACAGGCUUUUGACCAUUUCAGGCCAGUCACAUGCUUUUAGCUGUGGAAGUGCAGUUUGUGAGCACACUACACCGCAUGCUGGGGAGCGAUUGGUGCAAAAAGAAAAUAAAACCUGCUCAGAUUUUUGUGGCUCAGUUAAUUUAACUUUUUAUUUUCAUUAUGUGCUCAUAAGGCAACGUUUUUCCUCCCAGUCAUUUAGUGACUAUUAUAAGCUCCCAGGGUUUGAAUCAUCAGCGAGGCUUUUCUUUUUCUUUUUUUCUUUUUUAUUCUGUUGUGGAAGCUGGGAUUCCUGUGACAUCCCAGCACAAGACAUAAGCUAAUCCUAUUGAGAAUGUACUGUAUGUGUGUAAAGUGACAAUCUGUUCAGCUCUCUGUCAUUAGGUUUGAUAUGGCUUUUUGUAAUAAUGUAGUGGCUUGAAUGGCUUUUCUUUAUGUGUUCAGAGGAAAAUAAAACUAACCACAUUUCCGGUAUUGUUAGUGCUCCAUCGCCAUGUUAACAUGUUUUUCUCCGUUAAGCACAAGGACUCUGCUUUCACUGUUGAAAAUGCAGAACAUGGUCUAGAAGUUUGUAACUCACCUGUAAGACAUUGGGCAUAUGAUCCUAUAAAUAUCUUUGGACUCAUGAAGUCAGAUGUAUCUUGUUAUCAUUAAAAUAUUUUUGUCUGUA
Centropristis striata (black sea bass) is the source of this 3690-nucleotide messenger RNA. It is a transcript of the gene stc2a, whose product is annotated as stanniocalcin 2a. Gene Ontology annotation, cellular component: extracellular region. Gene Ontology annotation, biological process: intracellular calcium ion homeostasis. Gene Ontology annotation, molecular function: hormone activity. The coding region runs from base 163 to 1020 and encodes 285 amino acids. NCBI's taxonomy places the organism in Eukaryota, Metazoa, Chordata, Actinopteri, Perciformes, Serranidae. The record is from RefSeq and is a predicted model, not a curated record. The transcript has 4 exons.